Molecule: messenger RNA, 347 nt
Organism: Trichomonas vaginalis G3
Lineage: Eukaryota; Parabasalia; Trichomonadida; Trichomonadidae
Product: integrase core domain containing protein family
Exons: 1
Source: RefSeq, a predicted model, not a curated record
AUGAGCUUGAAAGAAGUAUUCGAACAACAUCCAUGGAGGUCAUUUAAGAAGUUCAAUGAAGCUGCAAAGAGUUGGGGAUUUACUAACAGAGCUGAAGUGAAAAGGUUCUUUGACAAAAAUGUUGUACAUCAAACAAAAAUAAACCCUUACGACUACUUUUUACCAAUUUACUCCAACACUCCUGACGCAUACCAAUUUGACACUCUCAUUCAAAGCAGAAAAGGAGGACAUAAACCAUUCCUCAUCUUCAUUAAUGUUAACACUCGUAAAGCAUAUGCAUAUCCAAUGAAAAAUAAAGGAACUCAUGAAGUUUUAAGAGUUUUACAAAAGUUUGUAGCAGAACAUAG